GGUUAAAAUAUUCAAAAUGGCGGACGGAGGAGCAGCGAGUCAAGAUGAGAGUUCGGCGGCGGCGGUGGCGGCAGCGGCAGACUCAAGAAUGAACAAUCCGUCAGAAACCAGUAAAACAUCAAUGGAGAGUGGAGAUGGGAACACAGCUUCUGAACUUGAAGAUAGCCUUCAGCUGCUGGAUACAGAGUCCAUGGAAAAUGGAAACAGAAUUUAACCAUAGCAGCAUGCACCCGUUUGGUUCUCAGACCAUGGCAGAGAAUGAUGGGGUAAUAGUAUACAGUAGAGUAGGCACGCAAACAAAUGGCCUGGACUUUCAGAAGCAGCCUGUGCCUGUCGGAGGAGCAAUCUCUACAGCCCAGGCCCAGGCCUUCCUUGGGCACCUUCAUCAGGUCCAGCUCGCUGGAACAAGUUUACAGGCUGCUGCUCAGUCCUUAAAUGUACAGUCUAAAUCUAAUGAAGAAUCUGGGGACUCUCAGCCGCCAAGCCAGCCUUCCCAGCAGCCUUCAGUGCAGGCGGCCAUACCCCAGACCCAGCUCAUGCUGGCCGGAGGACAGAUCACUGGGCUCACGUUGACGCCAGCCCAGCAACAGUUAUUGCUACAACAGGCGCAGGCACAGUUGCUGGCGGCUGCAGUGCAGCAUUCAGCCAGUCAGCAGCACAGCGCUGCUGGUGCCACCAUCUCGGCCUCUGCUGCAACGCCGAUGACGCAGAUCCCUCUAUCUCAGCCAAUACAGAUUGCACAGGAUUUGCAGCACUUGCAGCAGCUUCAGCAGCAGAAUCUCAACCUGCAACAGUUUGUGUUGGUGCAUCCAACAACCAACUUGCAGCCAGCACAGUUCAUCAUCUCACAAACACCGCAGGGGCAGCAGGGUCUCCUGCAAGCGCAGAAUCUCUUAACGCAACUACCUCAGCAAAGCCAAGCCAACCUCCUGCAGUCUCAGCCAAGCAUCACCCUUGCCUCGCAGCCAGCAACCCCAACACGCACAAUAGCAGCGACCCCCAUUCAGCCACUUCCACAGAGCCAGUCAACACCAAAGCGAAUCGACACUCCCAGCUUGGAGGAGCCCAGUGACCUUGAGGAGCUUGAGCAGUUUGCCAAGACUUUCAAACAAAGACGGAUCAAACUUGGAUUCACUCAGGGUGAUGUUGGGCUCGCUAUGGGCAAACUCUAUGGAAAUGACUUCAGCCAAACUACCAUCUCUCGCUUUGAAGCCUUGAACCUCAGCUUUAAGAACAUGUGCAAGUUAAAGCCGCUUCUGGAAAAGUGGCUCAAUGAUGCAGAAAACCUCUCAUCUGAUUCAACUCUCUCCAGCCCAAGUGCCCUGAAUUCUUCAGGGCCAGGGAUCGAAGGCUUGAACCGUAGGAGGAAGAAACGCACCAGCAUAGAGACCAACAUACGUGUGGCCUUAGAGAAGAGUUUCCUGGAGAACCAAAAGCCUACCUCAGAUGAGAUCACCAUGAUAGCUGACCAGCUAAACAUGGAGAAGGAGGUGAUCCGCGUUUGGUUCUGUAACCGGCGCCAGAAGGAGAAAAGGAUCAACCCACCCAGCAGUGGUGGAACCAGCAGCUCGCCCAUCAAAGCAAUUUUCCCUUGCCCAACCUCACUGGUGGCAACCACGCCAAGCCUUGUGACUAGCAGUGCAGCUACGACCCUGACUGUCAAUCCUGUGCUCCCUCUGACCAGCCCUGCUGUAACAAGUCUGUCAGUCACAGGCACAACAGAAACCACCUCCAACAACACGGCAACAGUGAUUUCAACAGCACCUCCAGCUCCUUCAGCAGUGACAUCACCCUCCCUGAGUCCUUCCCCUUCUGCCUCAGCCUCCAAUUCAGAGGCAUCCAGUGCCAGUGAGACCAGCACAACACAGACAACCUCCGCUCCUUUGUCCUCCCCUCUUGGGACCAGCCAGGUGAUGGUAACGGCAUCAGGGUUGCAAACAGCGGCAGCAGCCGCGUUACAAGGAGCUGCACAGUUGCCUGCAAAUGCAAGUCUUGCUGCCAUGGCUGCUGCAGCAGGACUAAACCCAGGCUUGAUGGCAUCCUCGCAGUUUGCAGCUGGAGGUGCCUUACUCAGUCUCAAUCCAGGGACAUUAGGUGGUGCUCUCAGCCCAGCCCUGAUGAGCAACAGUACACUGGCAACUAUUCAAGGAUCGCUUCAUGGAUCGGAGAACUUUCUAACCAAAAAUGUAAAAAAAACCAAAAAACAAAAAAACGAAAAAAAACCACAAAAAAAGUGAAAGGACUACUUAUCAUUUCCAGCAGUCACAAUGACAAGUUAAGGCCCCACUUCAGGAUUCAUACUGCCUUUGCUGAAUUUUGUAGCAGCAGCUACUUAAGCCCCGUUCCCUCAUCGUGAUAAUGUUGUGUGUGGACAAAGCUGGCACGUCACAGUGCUACAGACAUCGAAGUCCUUCAGCAGAAGGAAUCUUAAGACAUUGGAAACGGCAUGCCAAGGGGGGUGGAUCAUGGCGAUCGCACAGCCCCCUUGUGACACAAUUUAGGAACGAGAGCGCCCGUGACAGUGUCCUGAGAGCAAGGCAGUUGAGACAAAACCGUUAGUUCUUCCCCCAAUUCACUCUCCGCGUGUCAGCCUCUGUGACCCUGGUGCUCCCUGCACCCGAGCGAGUCCGAGGGGAAGACGCAAUGCGCAAGACUGGGAGGUCGGCGCCGCUUCCCGCGGCUUCCCAGGGAGCUGGACUGGGCCUCCCCGCGACACGGGGAAGGAAGGGAAGGGAAGGGAUGGCUGCGGAGCCACCCGCAGGUGGUUUUGAAGGGGUCCGGAGCAGCGCUGGUCCCCGAGGCCCACCUCACGGUGCCAGCGGUCUGCGGCAAGGGCCCGGGCAGCAGCUCCUUCGUCCCCGCCAGUGCCGUUGUUCCAUUUCCUUCCUCUGUGGUAGUAUCUAAGGCUAGGUGUGAGUAGGUGUGGGGUGUUUAUCCGCCACAGGUACAGGAGCUGUCGUAUACCUCAUUUCUAACUCGUAACUGAGUAACUUGCUUUAACUUUCUCCAAACCCUACAGAGUUGCCAAGUCUGCCCUCCCUCCUCUGGUUAACACUGAACUCUGGCCUAUAGCACCCCGUGACCUGCAACCUGGGGAGUGACCCCCUAACGCCUCUGAAUGUCGCUGCUUAAAAGCUACUGCAAAGCGAGGGCAAAUUGCAAUCUUAUCUUAUUUCCUUUGGUUAUAAGGGGUCCUCUUGAUUAGUCUGUGAAUAUCCACCCCCUCCCCUCCACUCUCCGCAGAAAAGGGCUGCCCGUGCUGCCUUUCCCCUUUUCGGUGCGCUGACCCCCCCAGGCCCAAAGGCGCUGCCAGCCCAGCGCUGCCUCCACGCUACUCACUUUUUAACACGACCAAAAAAAAACCAAGAAAAAGGAAAAAAAAAAAGAGGAAAAAAAAGGAAAAAAAAAAGAAAAAAGAAAUCUCCAAAUAUUUAAUUUUCUUCUUUAUUAUUUGACAAUCCUGUAUCCCUUCCCCACUCCCCAGCCUGGCCAGAAGCUGCAUCCUUAACCCGGUCCAUCUUUAUUUGAAUGUAGUUCCCCUACCCCCAUGGGAAAGAGAAGCUUUGUCAGGUCACGGUGGCUGCUAUAAGUCGGGAGGGGGCGGUUUCUUUGUUUUGUUUUGUUCUUUUAAAAUUUCCAGCCAAAACCAAAGAUUUCCUAAUGAUUGUAUAAACUCAAAACAAACAAACAAACCAAAGACAAAGGGCGUCUUCAGCACCAAGCCCAUCUGUGAGGCUGGCCUGGCCAGGGCCAGGGUCUCUGCCAGCCUACGAGGGGGCCAACCCAGAGCCCCCCAGCCCCAGGGCCUGUCCCGGGCGAGGGGGUGCUGCCCCAGGGGGUGCUGCCCCAGGGCACAGCCUCCCUAAUGCCCCGGGAAGGAACUCGUGGGGCGGCUGGAGGCUUCGCAGGUGGGUUGAGGAGCUGAAGACUUGGGCGCAGGAUUGGCUGCUCUGCUGGGUGCUUGAACCCUCUGGGGGCUGGGUGAUGUUGAUUAAUACACGCUGAGGUGCACUUCUGAGCUUCCCCCCCUCCCCCCCGUCACUGCUUGGAAGAGGCUGUCCUGUUGUGAGAAAUCCCUGAAAGAAGAAGAAGCAGCUUUUCAUUUCUCCUCUAGUUCCUUUUUUCUAGAUUUCUUUUAUUUUUGCAGCACCACUGUGCAACUAUGCAUUGUAUUUCUCAACCUUUUAUGCUAGGUAGAUGCCUGUGACUUUUUAACUUUUGGGGGGGGGAUUGCAAAUGGAGGAACUUUUUACAUGGAUCUUUUUAAUCUCAGUUGAUUGGGGGGUGUUUGGUUCUAGGGUCAUACAAGCUCUAUCCCAAAGCAAAAUCCAAAUGUUAAUAUUAUUAGCCUGAUGCAGAUACCAAAGAUAAUUUCUUUCCUGCAGAACCUUAGACUUGUGUAUUAAGUACGAUUACCCAGCACUUGCAUUAGUCUAACCUCAGUAAUUCCAAAGCUUAGAUGUAUAUUUUGGUAUAUUUCUGGGAUAUUAAAAAAUUGUCGUUUAAAUUCUUGUUUGUUUCAGUGUAAUGCUCUUAAAGUCAUAGCAUGGAGAUAACUGAACUUGUCCUAUUCUUAGUAGUUUGAAAUAAUAGUAUUUUUGUAUGUUUUGGGUGUGUCUAUGUAUGUAUUAACAUAACAGUUUUCACUGCCUAGGUGUUCAUAAAUGAUGGAAAAAAAAACCAAAAAAAAAAACCAAAAAAAAAAACAACUAAGGGUUUUUAAAGUGUACAUAAUAUUCCAUGAGGAAUUUCCACCAGACCGCCAAUUUGGAUCGCAUUUUCACUGACGGCUGCUCCCAACUGGGAUUCUUUCUUUCUUUUUAAAGAGACAGCAUGUUCUUUGUUUAUUUUUUUUUCCCCCUGUUGACCUGAGGUUCUUCCUCAGUGGAAAAAUGGGGUUUCACUGUUUUUAAGGGAUGGGCCAAAGAGGGAAGCAGCUUAAAUUUUGUUUCAAAAAGGAUAUACUUAGCACACGUUAGUUUGAAAACUAACCCUUUGUACGAAGAACUGGGAGCUGAAAAUUGAGCCCUUUCUUCAGCAGUAGAUUGCAGAGAGACGAGGAUUUGUGAAUGUCUGUAGCGUCCGGGCAGUCCCUUGUUGCUUUGUUGCUAAACGAGACAAAUUUUUGGUCUUGAUGAUUUCACGGCUCUGCCCAUCUGCCUGCUUACACUGGCUGGGAGGGGUUUUUCUCUUGCCCUUCCUCGUACUGCUUUUUGUGCUUUAGGGCAGCAGAACACUUGAAAUCGAGGGCCAGACGGGAGCACCCGCACCCAAACGCAACCCAAGCUUUUCUUGAGGCUGAAAUGUGAGCGUCCCACACAUUUCAAAACCUUGCUGAUCACACUAGGGGUGAGGAGGAAGGUGAAAUGCUGUCUCUUUAAAGAUGUCUUUUAUUAUUAUUAUUAUUAAUUAUUAUUAUUUUCCCAGUGGUUGCCUACAGAUAGCUGUAGGCGUUGAGAGAUUGUGUAGAUUACAGUAAAUCAGAAUGAAAAGGUAGAUUUUGUGUAGAUGCAUUUGUCUGCUGUAAUUUUUUAUAUAUAUUAAACUUACUGUAAUUGUACAGUUCAUUUCUGUUGUAAACAUCAUUAAACCA
Messenger RNA from Colius striatus (speckled mousebird), 5593 nucleotides. RefSeq names its product POU class 2 homeobox 1 (gene POU2F1). Gene Ontology annotation, molecular function: RNA polymerase II cis-regulatory region sequence-specific DNA binding; DNA-binding transcription factor activity, RNA polymerase II-specific. Gene Ontology annotation, biological process: regulation of transcription by RNA polymerase II. NCBI's taxonomy places the organism in Eukaryota, Metazoa, Chordata, Aves, Coliiformes, Coliidae. The record is from RefSeq and is a predicted model, not a curated record. Gene Ontology annotation, cellular component: nucleus. The transcript is spliced from 18 exons. Bases 135 to 2237 code for a protein of 700 amino acids.